AUGAAGGCUAAAGACAAAGAAAAGAUAGCCAUGGAAGUACAAAGCAUCCUACACAUGAAUAUUGGCGAUGGGGAAUCAAGCUAUGCAUGCAACUCGUUUCUUCAGGAAACAGCCAUGUGGAAAACACUUCCGAUUUUAAAGCAUACAAUCAAGUUUAUGGCUAAUAAUAGCGUAAUCUUCAGUACUCAGUGUUUCAAGAUAGCUGAUUUGCGAUGCUCCUCUAGCAUGAAUUCACUAUUGGUUGCAUCUACCAUUAUGGAUAUGGUCCACGACCUUUGUGAAGAAACUAAGCAUAAAUCACCGCAGUUUGAAGUGUGCUUAAAUGACCUGUUUGGAAAUGAUUUCAAUACCAUGUUCAAAAUGCUACCUGAAUUUUAUUCAAACCUUAAGAAGAAGAAGAAGAAGAAGCGAGAACAUUUUGGCCAUUGUUUUGUUUCAGCUACUCCUGGUUCAUUUUACAGUAGACUCUUUCCGAACAAAAGUUUGCACCUUUUUCACUCGUUUUACGCUCUUCAUUGGCUUUCUCAGGUACCUGAAGGCGUUGAAAACAACAUAUAUAAUAUAUACAUGUCCAAAUCAAGUCCACCGAAUGUGUUAGAAGCAUAUCAGAAGCAAUUUGAUAUAGAUUUUCGAAAGUUUUUACAAAUGCGUUCUGAGGAAUUAGUACAAGGUGGAUGCAUGGUGUUAACAAUCGUUGGCCGAAGUAUUUCUGAUCCAACCAGUGAUGACUGUUGCAUUAUCUGGGAGUUACUAGCCCAGUCACUUUACGACAUGCUCAAAGAGAUUAUACAAGUACGAAAGAUUUUGAUGCGUCUAGCCAUAUCCACGGGGAAAACGCAGCAAAAGCUCUUAGAGCUGUUAUGGAACCAUUGUUGA
Molecule: messenger RNA, 876 nt
Organism: Lactuca virosa
Lineage: Eukaryota; Viridiplantae; Streptophyta; Magnoliopsida; Asterales; Asteraceae
Source: the annotation of a GenBank genome assembly